Molecule: messenger RNA, 1027 nt
Organism: Rhineura floridana
Lineage: Eukaryota; Metazoa; Chordata; Lepidosauria; Squamata; Rhineuridae
Gene: TM2D3
Product: TM2 domain containing 3
Exons: 6
Coding region: 76-855 (259 amino acids)
Source: RefSeq, a predicted model, not a curated record
UCUGUCGCCCGACUGGUGGACUUCCUUCGGCACCCGAAGGGGAGGAGCCAAGGGAAGUACCCGGAUGAAGGCAAGAUGGUGGCGCUGGCGGCGGCCGGGCUGCGAUCGCUGAAGAGGCUCUGCCGCGUCGCCCUCUUCCUCUCGCAGCUCUACGUCCUCUCCGGGCGGGGGUCACUGAGCUUAGAACACUCGCUUCCCCAAACUCUGCUGGCAAAUGUUGCAAUAGUACCUACAAGCACACAAAUUCCAGCGUCUAAAGUACCAGAUUUUAAUUCUUCAGAGGCUACAGCGAUCCCCUCGUAUGUGACCCAGUGCCCUAGUAAUGGACUGUGCGGUCGACUGCCUCCAGAAUGUGUGUCUUGUAAAAAAAACUAUUCCUGCAUCUACGGGAAAACAACUGCCAUUGAAUGUGAAACCAAAUCCCAGGUCCAUUGUGUUGAUGAGAAAAACAAUCGCCCAGAAACCUUCAUGAUCAACAUGACUUGCCAGUUUUGUUGGCAGCUCCCUACAUCAGAUUACAUCUGUUCCAAUCCUACAAACUGUAAGACAGUCUCUUGUCCACGAGAACGAUACAGCGCCAAUUGCACAGUGCGGGACCAUGUUCACUGUCUAGGUAAUCGUACUUUUCCCAAGAUGCUUUAUUGCAACUGGACAGGUGGCUAUAAAUGGUCGACAGCUUUAGCUUUAAGCAUCACACUUGGUGGUUUUGGAGCAGAUCGAUUCUACUUGGGCCAGUGGAGAGAGGGUCUGGGCAAACUUUUCAGCUUUGGUGGCCUGGGAAUCUGGACUCUCAUAGAUGUGCUACUUAUAGGAGUUGGCUAUGUAGGGCCUGCGGACGGCUCACUUUACAUCUAACCAUCAAUUCAAGAAACAUCGGAGGUGGAUUGCCCUUGGGAAUACACAGGCCUGACUUCAAAAGUACAUCUCAAAGCACUUGUUUCAUAUUUUCACAUAUAUUUAAUGUACAGUAUCUGUACUUAGCCUGCCUUUAACAAGGUAAAAUAAACGAAUGGAUCAUUGAAUGAUA